CUCCGACAGCUGGGUGUAAAUUAGUGGUGCCCGGAGAAUUCACAAAAUCGACCGCUUCUUCUGGAGGUGUUGAGCCCAAAUAAACCAUUAAACAUUUACUAUAUUCAAAACUGAAAAGGGGUGGACAACCACCAUUUUUGUUUUUCUACACACUCCCUAUUUUUGUAACCCUUUUUUUUCCUUCCCUCUCCUUUUCCUCUCUCUUCAUUCUUUCAUCUUCCUUUUCACCAUAACCAAUCCCGCUUUCCAUCUCCUCUUCAAUCGCUAAACAAUCUUAAGCUAGUUAUAUAAGAUGGCAGAUGUAGAGGAUGUCCAACCACUUGUGUGCGACAAUGGGACUGGAAUGGUUAAGGCUGGAUUUGCCGGAGAUGAUGCUCCGAGGGCUGUCUUUCCUAGCAUUGUGGGUCGACCCCGUCACACUGGUGUCAUGGUUGGUAUGGGCCAGAAAGACGCAUAUGUUGGAGACGAGGCUCAAUCAAAACGUGGUAUCUUGACCUUGAAAUACCCUAUUGAGCACGGUAUUGUCACUAACUGGGAUGACAUGGAAAAGAUUUGGCAUCAUACCUUCUACAAUGAGCUUCGAGUUGCUCCUGAGGAGCACCCAGUUUUGCUGACAGAAGCACCUCUUAACCCAAAGGCCAAUCGUGAGAAGAUGACCCAAAUUAUGUUUGAAACUUUUAAUGCUCCUGCUAUGUAUGUCGCCAUCCAGGCUGUUCUCUCCCUGUACGCUAGUGGUCGUACUACUGGUAUUGUAUUGGACUCUGGUGAUGGUGUGAGUCACACUGUUCCCAUCUACGAGGGUUAUGCCCUACCACACGCUAUCUUGCGUCUUGAUUUGGCUGGACGUGAUCUGACUGACCAUCUUAUGAAGAUUCUUACUGAGAGGGGUUACUCUUUCACCACCUCUGCUGAGCGAGAAAUUGUAAGAGAUAUAAAAGAGAAGCUGUCAUACAUUGCUCUUGACUAUGAGCAGGAGCUUGAGACUGCAAAGACUAGCUCUUCAGUAGAGAAGAACUAUGAAUUGCCUGAUGGGCAGGUUAUUACCAUUGGUGGUGAGCGUUUCCGAUGUCCUGAAGUUCUGUUCCAGCCAUCCAUGAUCGGUAUGGAAGCUGCUGGUAUUCACGAAACCACUUACAACUCCAUCAUGAAGUGUGAUGUUGAUAUCAGGAAAGAUCUGUAUGGAAACAUUGUUCUCAGUGGAGGAACCACAAUGUUCCCUGGAAUUGCUGAUAGAAUGAGCAAGGAGAUCACUGCUUUGGCCCCAAGCAGCAUGAAAAUCAAGGUUGUUGCCCCACCUGAGAGGAAGUACAGUGUCUGGAUUGGAGGUUCUAUCUUGGCAUCUCUCAGCACAUUCCAACAGAUGUGGAUUGCCAAGGCAGAAUAUGAUGAAUCUGGUCCAUCAAUUGUUCACCGCAAGUGUUUCUAAAUUAUUUUCUGUUGGAUUAUAGAGUUGGAAGAAGAAUAAUCUUCUCUUUUGGCGCAAGGAAGUUACAGCUUGAAGAUACUUUUUUUUUUAUAUGACCUAUCCCAAGUUUAUUGACAUUGUUGUCUGAGACUUGGCUUUUAAAGUCUGGGCAGAGGAAGGACACAAAGAGUUCAGAAUUAAAUUCGUUCAUUAUUUUGUUUUUGUUUAGUUGAAUUUCUUGUUCAAUUUAUAAUCGAGAGUAAUCUGUGAUAUAUUAACAAUCGUCCAUUUUGCUAUUAUUAAACUGUCAUUGUAUCG
Messenger RNA from Spinacia oleracea (spinach), 1723 nucleotides. RefSeq names its product actin-66. NCBI's taxonomy places the organism in Eukaryota, Viridiplantae, Streptophyta, Magnoliopsida, Caryophyllales, Amaranthaceae. The coding region runs from base 293 to 1426 and encodes 377 amino acids. The record is from RefSeq and is a predicted model, not a curated record. The transcript has 5 exons.